AUGUCUUUACGCGCACAAGAUAUCCACGUAGGUUGUAUCCUUCGCCCUCGCAAUGAUAUUGAAAAGAAAUACCCAGGAAUUAGAUGCGAAUGGAAUGAAUUAUCUGAUCACCGAGACGUGAACCCAGCUCUGGGAUGUCCAUCGUAUUGCCGCCAGGAUAUUGCAGGCCAAAAACAUCCCAUUAUUGUCCUCCGCAAAAAUGGUGACAGUAUUCUUUAUGUCGCAAUGACUGGCAACCCAAUCCCUCAUGAUCAAGUGGGGACACAGUACUCCCCUAUCGGUCACUACUUUCCUCCUGGUAGUGGGAUACCACAUCCUGCAAGAUUUCGAUCCCGUUAUUGGCUUAAAAAUCCCAAUCCUUGGAAUGAGAGAACGAUCGAUGCAGCCCGUCAGAGCCCUCGUCGUAGACUCAUAGAAUUGGAAAAACACUCCAAGCUACGCUUGCCCCAUGUUUAUGUUCAGAAAGCAAAUAGAUUCAAAGCCUUUGGAGGUCAUAACACGUCAGCUUCAGAAUACAGGUUGGACGAGGGAUCUUAUUAUAGACUUAUGGAUAGAUUAGGGCUACAUGCUAGCAAUUACAAUUCUGAUAUGUCCCCAAGGACAUUACAUAGACCCCAUUCAACAGUAUCGAUUUCAACUUCGCUGUCAUCUCGAGCGUCAGCUUCGUCAACACAGCAAAAUCAAUCUGCUCUUAAUUUCUCUCUUGGACGUUUGCGAAAUGGCCCAUCGCAACGCGAGCGAUACCAAAAUACUAGGAAUGAGAAUUAUGAAUCACCGAGCAAUAACUUGCCCAACUGGCUGGCAACACUUCGCAAUUGGAUUCGUCUAUACAGCGAACAAUGUAGAAACAUGAAGAUGUGGAAAAGUUGCAAAAUUCAGGAGAUUUCGAAUCCUGUCGCAGAAGACUUGCCAUCUCCUGAAGCCGAUUUGAACGAACUUCCUCUUCCCUAUACCAUCACACUUCAGUGCACCGUAUGAUAUAACACAUAGUUUCAUAUCUGUCGAAUAGUCAUCAGCCUUCAUUAGCACAGUCGUUACACUGAAUAUUUCUUAAUCGUUUUGUUCCUCAUGUAUUUUUCCUUUUGCAUUCGUUUUAGUGUGCGCAAUAGAUCAGAAUUUCGGCGUUGGAUGUUGGAUGUUGGAAGCGGUUAUCAGAUUAAAUUGCAGUACAAUCUCAAGAUUAUUUACCGUG
Botrytis deweyae is the source of this 1192-nucleotide messenger RNA. RefSeq lists its product as uncharacterized. Bases 1 to 978 code for a protein of 325 amino acids. The record is from RefSeq and is a predicted model, not a curated record. NCBI's taxonomy places the organism in Eukaryota, Fungi, Ascomycota, Leotiomycetes, Helotiales, Sclerotiniaceae. The transcript is spliced from 3 exons.